This is a messenger RNA of Pseudocercospora fijiensis CIRAD86, 1337 nucleotides long. RefSeq lists its product as uncharacterized. The transcript is spliced from 5 exons. NCBI's taxonomy places the organism in Eukaryota, Fungi, Ascomycota, Dothideomycetes, Mycosphaerellales, Mycosphaerellaceae. Gene Ontology annotation, biological process: thiamine biosynthetic process. The record is from RefSeq and is a predicted model, not a curated record. Bases 153 to 1175 code for a protein of 340 amino acids.
AGCCAAUUUCUGCACCAAGACAACGACACCGACAUCCACCGCAUCCACCGCAUCCACCGCAUCCACCGCAUCCACCGCAUCCACCGCAUCCACCGCAUCCACCAACCCCGCUAUUUCUGCACCCACUUCCACUUUGUCCUUGAAUCGUCAACAUGUCUCCGCCCGCCAUGAGCUUCCAAGAGCCUGCCACAACCAGCAACGCCAACUACACUGUUCAAGCUUCAAAACUGGCUGCCCUGCCACACCACAACGCCCUACCAGUAAAUGGACUCACCAAGACUGCUACCAUCGACGACAUGGCUGGGCGUUGGAGCGACUUCUCGUUCGCUCCCAUUCGUGAAAGCCAGGUCAGCCGUGCCAUGACCAGGCGCUACUUUGCCGACCUCGACACGUACGCGGAAUCCGACGUUGUCAUUGUCGGUGCUGGCUCAUGUGGCCUGUCUACUGCCUACUGCCUGGCCAAGGCUCGUCCAGAUCUCAAGAUUGCAAUCAUCGAGGCCGGCGUUGCUCCAGGUGGUGGAGCGUGGCUCGGUGGUCAGCUCUUCUCCGCCAUGAUAAUGCGCAAGCCCGCUGAUGCUUUCCUACGCGACGUUGGCGUUCCCUACGAGGACGAAGGUCCGGACUCUGCUUUUGUUGUGGUCAAGCAUGCAGCCCUGUUCACGAGCACGCUCUUGUCCAAGGUGCUUCACUUUCCAAACGUCAAGCUUUUCAACGCUACCGCCGUUGAGGACUUGAUCACUCGCAAGAACGCCAAUGGCCACAUCCAGCUUGCUGGUGUCGUCACCAACUGGACUCUUGUCAGCAUGCACCACGAUGACCAAUCUUGCAUGGAUCCAAACACAAUCAAUGCGCCAGUCAUUGUCUCGACGACCGGACACGAUGGUCCAUUCGGAGCCUUCUCCGUCAAGCGCCUGGUCUCUAUGGGUGUCAUCCCAACUCUCGGAGGUAUGCGUGGUCUCGAUAUGAACACUGCCGAGGAUGCUAUCGUAAAGGGCACCCGUGAGAUCGCACCGGGUCUCGUUGUCGGAGGCAUGGAGCUGUCCGAAGUCGACGGAGCCAACCGCAUGGGGCCUACAUUUGGCGCUAUGGCACUUUCUGGUGUAAAGGCAGCUGAGGUCGUCCUUGAGAUCUUCGACCAGCGCAAGGCUGAGUGCAGCGACGGCGGAAAGUACUAGGCGAGCCUGGUGCAGGGUCCCGAAGCUUGAAAAUACUGUGAAACGAACGAGGGGGAUGAAGAAUGCUUGACGAUUGGACGAACUUAUGUUGCUCUGACGCUCGUUUACCUUGAACAGGCCGAAUACGAAGUACAGGAAACAACGAUGCAACAUCACACAUCG